AUGACAAUUCCAUUUGAUACGGUACAGAUGCCUGUUAAACGUUUUUUAAAUCCGACACAUACCGAAAUUAAAUACAAACAAUUAGGAUUUUUAAUAACGGAUUGUCCCGAUGAUGACUUAAUGGUCAAUUAUAUUGAAGCAUACCAAAAAUUUGGUGUGACAGCUGUUGUUCGUGUAUGUGAACAAAGUUAUGAUAAAACACCUAUUACAGAUGCUGGAAUAAAAUUUUAUGAUCUUGUAUUUCCGGAUGGUACAACACCGGAUAUCACUGUUCGAGAAAAAUGGCUUAAUAUUAUUAAAGAAGAUAUUCGUGAAAAUCCAAAUAAUAGUUGUAUUGCUAUACAUUGUGUUCAUGGCUUAGGACGAUCACCUGUAAUGGUUGCAUUAGCAUUACGAGAAGCUGGCAUGUCAAAACAAGAUUCUAUCGAUUUAAUAAAAGCAAAACGUCGUGGAAGUUUUAAUUUACGACAAUUAGAAUUUUUACAAAAAUAUCGUCCCAAUCAUCGAUUAGCUACUAAUAAGCAAACAACGUGCACUAUUAUGUAA
This is a messenger RNA of Didymodactylos carnosus, 546 nucleotides long. NCBI's taxonomy places the organism in Eukaryota, Metazoa, Rotifera, Eurotatoria, Philodinida, Philodinidae. The record is from the annotation of a GenBank genome assembly.